GGCACGGGCGCCAUUUUGUCAAAAGCCGAAGCAAACGCGGUGCGCAUUGGUUAUAAACGUGUGCUUGGUAGAGUUAAAUAUUCCUUUGCAUGGGUGUUUAGUGUUUACUUUAUAACAAACACAAAUAAAUGGUGUAAAAGGUUGACGCUUGUGUAAUUUUAUAAUCAUGUCACGGUACGGUGAUUGUAAAAUAUACGUCGGUGAUCUAGGCAACAACGCUAGUAAACCGGAACUUGAAGAUGCUUUUUCUUACUAUGGUCCCUUAAGAAAUGUCUGGGUAGCUAGAAAUCCGCCAGGAUUUGCUUUUGUUGAGUUUGAAGAUCCUCGCGAUGCUGAAGAUGCGAUACGAGGCUUAGAUGGGCGUACAAUCUGUGGCCGGAGGGCUCGAGUAGAGCUGUCCAACGGUGGCCGAGGAUACAGUGGACGAGGUCCGCCACCUCGCUCUAGACUUCCUCCUCGUCCCUAUGAUGACCGCUGCUAUGACUGUGGAGACCGUGGUCAUUAUGCCAGAGACUGCAGCCGUCGUCGUAGACGCAGCCGCUCCAGGUCUCGACUUCGCACGCGUUCGCGUUCGCCAAGAUCCAGGUCCAGGUCUCGCAGCCGCUCCCGUUCUCGGUCCCGUGAUAGAUCUCGCUCCAAGGGAAGAUCUGCAUCUAGAUCAAGAUCUCGAUCAGCUUCUAAAAGCUCGAAGAAAUCCAAUUAAUUCAAAAUUUUAUUUAACACUUCAAACCUGAUAACAUCUUAGUUAUGAUGUUAAAUCUUAGUUUAACACUUGAAGUUCUAUCAUUCCUGUGUAUUGAUUUUUAAGGUACAAAGUCACGAUUAUUAUAAAUAUAAAACAAUAAAUAAAUUUUGCUUUU
Messenger RNA from Pieris rapae (cabbage white), 860 nucleotides. Its product is annotated as serine/arginine-rich splicing factor 7. Gene Ontology annotation, molecular function: zinc ion binding; RNA binding. NCBI's taxonomy places the organism in Eukaryota, Metazoa, Arthropoda, Insecta, Lepidoptera, Pieridae. Gene Ontology annotation, cellular component: nuclear speck. The transcript has 4 exons. The record is from RefSeq and is a predicted model, not a curated record. Gene Ontology annotation, biological process: mRNA splicing, via spliceosome. The coding region runs from base 167 to 703 and encodes 178 amino acids.